Quercus lobata is the source of this 564-nucleotide messenger RNA. RefSeq lists its product as uncharacterized. Bases 1 to 564 code for a protein of 187 amino acids. The transcript has a single exon. The record is from RefSeq and is a predicted model, not a curated record. NCBI's taxonomy places the organism in Eukaryota, Viridiplantae, Streptophyta, Magnoliopsida, Fagales, Fagaceae.
AUGAAGGGAGAUCCUAACAAGCGCAAUAGGAACAAGUAUUUCCGCUUCCACAAAGAUCAUGGGCAUGACACAAACGAGUGUUUUGAUUUGAAACAACAGAUAAAAAAUAUCACCAGGCAAGGAAAAUUAAGAAACUUCCUUGGACGAGAUCACAAGGACGAGAAGUUGAAAGGAAAAGUAGAAGAAUCGUCACGACCCCUGCUUGGAGAAAUAAGAGUUAUCAUAGGAGGAACUUCAACAGGACAAUCUUCUAAGUCAAGGAAGACAUACCUGAAGAUAAUGCAAAACAUCCAGCUUUCUGGACGAUCCCCAAGGACGAGGGCAAUGGACGAACAGGCCAUCACAUUCACGGAUGAAGAUGAUGAAAGGGUUCACCACCCCUAUGACGACGCGAUCGUCAUCACUUUGCUUAUUGCUGACUAUACAACUAGAAGGGUGUUGGUGGACAAUGGAAGUUCGGCGAACAUCUUGUAUUAUCCUGCUUUCCAGCAAAUGAGGCUUGGAGGAGAUCAACUUCAUCCAGUGAAUUCGCCCUUGGUAGGGUUUGGAGGAAUAAAAGUGUAG